Messenger RNA from Besnoitia besnoiti, 2484 nucleotides. Its product is annotated as PET112 family, C terminal region domain-containing protein. Gene Ontology annotation, molecular function: glutaminyl-tRNA synthase (glutamine-hydrolyzing) activity. Bases 1 to 2484 code for a protein of 827 amino acids. The record is from RefSeq and is a predicted model, not a curated record. Gene Ontology annotation, biological process: glutaminyl-tRNAGln biosynthesis via transamidation; mitochondrial translation. Lineage: Eukaryota; Apicomplexa; Conoidasida; Eucoccidiorida; Sarcocystidae. The transcript is spliced from 17 exons.
AUGAGUACGAGUGAAACGCACAUGUUGCUUGGCUCGCGGCGAGACACACUCGCCGCUGCCUUCGGGCCUGGUCUCUCUCGCAAGAAGAAGAGCCUCUCCCUCACGGACUACGGGUGUUUUCAAUCCAUUUCUGAGAUCAAUCCCCUUAGCGUCGGUGUGCGUCGCCGGCGCUACAGCGCUCGCGAACCGCCCCGCAGCGCGCGAUUCGCAUCCCGUAAUAAACAAAUCUGCAACACCGACAACGUUGCAGAAGACGAACUGGAGGAUGCGUCAGACGGGAAAGGGACGAGCAAGCGACUCGAGGCAGACGAAGCGUUGAAGCUCGAGACAGUCGUAGGCCUCGAGGCUCACGUCCAGCUCCUCACCGCGACGAAGCUCUUCUGCGCAUGUCCUUCUCAAGUCGCGCUCACCGCCGCGGCCGCGAAACUCGCGCCCGACCUCGCGGCGCGUGUGACGCGAUUCGUCGCGUCUCACCUCGCCGCAGACGCAGCUGACGGCUGCGCCUCAGCCCGCGCGUCUCCGUCGCCUUCUCUCUCUUCGCCGCCUCCAGGCGACUUUCCUUCGUCACUGCUCGCUCACGUGUCUUCUCCGCCGUCCGUGUCCUCAGCUUCUGCGUCGUCUUCUUCUUCGUCCGCAUCUCAGCCACUUUCUCUGUGGCCAAACACCUUCGUUUGCCCCGUAUGCCUGGGCGAACCGGGAAGUCUUCCCACGCCGAGUCGCGCCGCCGUCGUGGCGGCGUGCAAAGCGGCCCUCCUGCUGCAGUGCACAGACAUCCCGGAGACCCUGGAGUUCGAUCGCAAAUGCUACAUCUAUCCGGACUUGAGCAAGAAUUACCAAAUCAGCCAGAUUCGAUGGCCCAUUGGACGCAACGGCCACAUCGUCUUGCCGAGCUCUGGAAAGCACAUUCGCAUUCGAGGCGUCCACUUGGAAGAAGACACCGCAAAGAUGCUCACGGCGACGCGAGCGGCGAGCGCCUCAGACGCGCAGAGGCGGGGCGAAGGCCGCCGCCUGAGCUGCCGCGCGAGUUUGCCGGUGGAUGCCUUGCAAGGAGAGCGCGACAACGUCGACGAGGGACUUGGAAGCGAAGUAGAUGGCGACGAGGACGCGUUUCUUGACAUGAAUCGCGCGAGUCUUCCCCUUGUGGAAAUCGUCACGGAGCCGGACUUUCGCGGGGCCGACGAGGCCGUCGAGUUCCUCCGCGAACUUCGUCUUUUGUUUCGCUCGGCAGGCAUCGCGACGUGUGUCAUGUCCGAAGGAGCCUUGCGCUGCGAUCUGAAUGUCUCUCUGCGCGACACGCACACAAAGAAAGACUUCCCCCGAACCGAAGUGAAGAACGUGGGAUCUCUGCGCGCCGUUCGCAAGGCGAUUCAGUUCGAAGCGUUGCGGCAGACAGCUCUUCUCGAAUCCGCCUCGACGGGAGGAAGGUCCCAGACUGGCAGCGAGUUUCCCGCAAGCGUUGAGCGGCGAUGCGCCUCGUCGCGUGAGGAAGAUGCCGACGAGGGACAGUCAGCGCACGGCCUCGAGGCGCAGACGCGCAUGUGGGACGACCGCCACCAACAAACGCGGAAGAUGCGGAAAAAGUUCCUGUCAGAGGAAUACUUUCCUGUGCGGGAGAACCUCAUUCCGCCCGUGGCCCUGCCGCGAGCCCUUCUCGACGAGCUAAGAGCGGGUCUGACGGAGACGCCCGCGUCGAGGCUCACGCGGUACGUGUCGCUGGGUGUGCCCCCCUACAGCGCACGAACGCUUAUUAGAGAUCCGGAGGUGGCGGCCUAUUUCGAGGAGGCGGUCGCGGGCGGCGCUCCAGCCCCCGCCGCGGCUGCGUGGCUGCUGAACGAAGUCGCGGGCUGGCGAAGGCGACGUAGGUCAGAGGCGAGCCGGGCGCGGACAGAACGCGGUCGCAGCGCGCGAGACUCCAGCGGCGCCGCGGGGCGACCUAAUGCAGGCGAGGCGGAUCCACGCCGCGCGAGCGAGGCAGCAGCGGAGGCGGCGGAGGCCGACGGAGAGGACAGGACGGACACUCCUGCAGCUCCGCGCACGGGGGCGGCGCUUCUGCCCCUGACGCAGCUCAAGCUCACGCCCCGCAAAUUCGCAGAGAUGCUGCGUCUGGUCGAGCAAGGCGUCCUCACGCACAACGUUGCGAAGCAGCUUCUCCCGACUCUCCUGUUCUCCUGGGACGGCAGCGUUCAAGAGCUUCUCGAAGCGAUUGAAGGCGACAGAGAGGCUCCAGAGGCACCCGCUGCAGAAUCGACCGCGCAGGAAGUGGAGCGGCAAGCCCGCGAAAUUCUCCAAGCGUCUCCCGAGCUCCUUCAACGCUUCGAGAACGGCACGCGUAACAUGGCUGACUUCGUGGUAGGCAAGAUUUUGAAACAGCAGCAAGCGGCCGCGGGUCGCGACGUCGCGGCGCGGAGUGGAGACCGCCCAGAAGAGAUUAAAGCGACGGUACUCGAGCUCAUGGACGCUCUCAGCGCUCGAGGCAGAACCUAG